Messenger RNA from Candidula unifasciata, 732 nucleotides. Lineage: Eukaryota; Metazoa; Mollusca; Gastropoda; Stylommatophora; Geomitridae. The record is from the annotation of a GenBank genome assembly.
AUGGAUAACCAGUUUUCUUCCUUUGGGAGUGCUCUAACUCCUCAGCCACAGUUGCAGACCCCGCUUCUGUCUCCUGCCAUGGCUUUUAACCCAGUGCUUCCUCCAUCUGCUGCAAGCUUGUACCCUGCGACCCCAAACCCUGGGGGUCCAAUGACUCCAUACUCACCAGCUACCCCUGCAUCAGAAGGCUCUGGAAUUAGACCGCAGUUACAGAAUAUUGUGUGUACAGUGAAUCUCAGUUGUAAGCUGGAUCUGAAGACAAUAGCUCUACGGGCAAGAAAUGCUGAAUACAACCCCAAACGUUUUGCUGCGGUUAUUAUGAGGAUCAGAGAUCCGCGCACCACCGCGCUGAUAUUUAGCUCCGGGAAGAUGGUGUGCACUGGUGCUAAAAGUGAGGACCUUGCUAAGCUUGCUGCCAGAAAAUAUGCCAGAAUUGUACAAAAGCUGGGGUUUCCUGCCAAAUUUCUGGACUUCAAGAUACAAAACAUGGUUGGCAGCUGUGACGUUAAGUUCCCCAUCCGGUUAGAAGGUUUAGUCCUGACACAUGGCCAGUUCUCCAGCUAUGAACCAGAGCUGUUUCCUGGACUGAUAUAUCGCAUGGUGAAGCCUAGAAUUGUCCUUCUUAUCUUUGUCUCUGGGAAAGUUGUCUUGACGGGUGCCAAAGUGAGGGCGGAAAUUUAUGAAGCAUUUGAAAACAUUUAUCCAAUUUUAAAAGGUUUUCGGAAGCAGUGA